AUGAUGAACCAAACGGCGAGCGCGGCUGUGACCACGGCCACGGCGGCCAUGGUGCAGGCCACGACGACGUCGAUACCUCAGGCGGCCAUCGUCGCGGCCGCCGCGGCCGCAGCAGCCGCAGCCGCCGGUAUGCCCAAGCUGCUCGGCAUCGAGACCACGACCGGCGGCGUCGUCGGCGACGGCCUGGUGGCGGUGGGCGGUGGCGGCAACGUCGCUUCGUCGGCCGUCUCGGGGGGCAGCGGCGUCGUCGUCGGGAUCGGCGGCAACGUGGACGAGGACGUCACCGCGGGACUCAACAUAUCGCCCGUGACUCUGUCGUCGGACUGGUCGCGGGUCGUGCGGCUGCUCAUACUCCUGUCGUUGGCGGUGAUCGGCAGCGUCGGCAACGUCUUCAUGAUCUCGGCCGUCAUGGUCGAGGAUCAUCUCAAGAAACGAGGCAACGCCUUCCUGGUGAACGUGGCGCUGGCCGAUCUGCUGAUAUCGGGCAUGGUGAUCCCCGCCUCGGCCAUACUCAUACUGGCCGGUAACGAGGAGUCGCCCAAGGGCGUCUGCCGCUUCGAGUGGACCCUCGAGGCGCUCUGCUUCCUCGUCACGGUGCUCACCCUGGCGGCGAUCGCCGUGGAAAAUUAUCUGAGACUCUGCUGGCCCGUCGAGAGAUACAACAUCGUGGCGACGACGGGCCGCGUCACGGGCGCCGUCAUCUUCAUCUGGAUCCUCGCCACGGUCUCGGUCGGGCUCCAGUCCUACUUCGACCUGGGGCCGAAUCUCUGCAACAUCGACUGGCGCAAGCCCUACACCCAGACGACCAACACGACGGGCAUCGUGAGCGCCACGGCCAUCGUCGCCGCCCCCAUGCUCUUCACCGUCUGCAUCUAUCUGCGACUGCUGGUGGGCGUGCGGGGCGCCCAGCGCGGCUCCUACAAGCCGCCCGUCGCCUUCAACUGGGACUACGAGCUGACCAAGGCCAACUUGUGGAGCUUCUUCUUCUUCGGCGUGUUCUGGCUGCCGUUCGCCGUCACCUUUUGCAUCAGCGUCGUACGACCGGUGAGCCCCCGUCUCGUCAUCUACCUCGCCUGGUUCGCCCUGUCCAAGUCCUGCUUCAACAAUCUGCUCUACUGCAUCGCCGACCGUCACUUUCGCAGCGCCUACGUCAAGCUCUUCCACUACUGCUGCUGCAAGACGACCGUGAGCUUCUCGCGGCGUCAACGGGGCGGCGGGGGCGGCGGAGGCGACGGUUCGGGACCCGGGGGUCGUGGCUCGGGCGACGUCCGACUGCGCGUGCACAUCAUACACUCGUACACGAGCGGCGCGGCCUGUCGCAUGCCGGCCCAGACCACCGGCCGGUCCAACGGAGGCCGCGACGUCUACGAGUUGUAGGAUUACGGACAGUACGCCAAUCGAGGCUUUCAGAUGGGUGGAUACGAUAUGCUCUAAGUAAAAAGUAAGGAGGGAAAUUGUACGAGGCCUCGAGGCGGCGUUGUUUUCUUCGGAAUGCAGCGAGAUGCGUGGAGACGUAUAACGAUCUUUGUAAAUAUAAUACUCGACUCAGCUUCCCCCUGAUCACACACACACACACACUUAUACAGUCACACACAGCAAAAAAUGAACGAAAAAAAUCAAAAGGUAUUUAUAAUACUCGAACGCCUUAAAUGAGAUUCGAAUUGACACUCAAGGGCGCGAUAAAUACACGAACACGCAAAACUUUCAACAAAAACAAAAAAAUUCAAAGACUUUAAAUAUGAUACAAAUGAAUGUGCGGAAUUCUAGAUAUCUGCAUGAUUCAAAGUCCAACUGUUUUAGCUAAAAAAAAAAUACUGAACAAAAGAGAAAAAAAAUCAAACGAAAAAAAAAACAAACUACGAGAGUGAAAACUCGCGACUUAUACCGUUAACUAUAUAAAACAAAAAAAAAUUAUAUAUAUCAUAUUAUAUGUAUAAAAGGUGCUUGUACUCAUAAUUUUACAAUUCCACAUUUUUACGAUGUCUAUUAUAUGAUAUAAUGCGGUACGACCCUUGCCGUACUACUCAAGCUAAUGCGAUAUUUUUUAUUCCAACGAAAGAUGAAUAUUUUUUAAAUAGAAAAAAAAGGAUGCAGUAAAGAGAGAAAGGCACAUAAUGCUCAAAUACACGCGGGUCACGCGGAUGUUACAAAAUAUAUUUUGGAUGUUACAGUAUAUUUAUUCGGAAAAUUUACAAGACUUUUGUAAAGCGCGUCUGUACAUUUACAAUUUUAUUAAUUAGUUACCUCGAGACACGCGUUUGAAGGUUUGAAAAGGAGGUUGGCUUCAUUCCCAUAUUACAUACCCUUUAAGAUCGUUUACUUAAAUACAGAUAUAGAUAUAUAAUAUAUAAUAUAUAUUUUUAGCCUUCGUGCACCCGAAUGCGGGCUGUCUCUCUCAUCUCGUUUUCUUCCCAAAGAUGUCUUUUUAAUGUACUAACUAUUUUCCGCGCGACACACGAGUCAGAGUGAGAGAGAAAAGCACAGCUCAAAGAGAGUUAACUUCAUAAAAGUAGAUCAUUCUUCAUGCCUGUCUAUAUAACAAAAGACUCAUAAAUUCUGCGCGCGCGUCGUGUAACAAACUUCGGGGCUCUGUGUAUAGCUCAAACUUUAUCACUUAGAGAAAAAUUACUAAAGAAAAGUAAGCCACCUUUCGGGGUGCAGGCGGCCCGGCGAAGUUCGUGAAUCUGCAGCUUUUAAUUCAUGACUUUUGCCCCUUUUCUCCCUUUUACGAGGCGUGCCCCGUUAGGUAGAGAAAAAAAAUUAAGGGCAAAACAAUCUAGGCGACUAUUUGUUUCAGAAUAACAAAUGGAAAUGAGUUAAUUGGGAAAUCAAUUUUUUUUCUCUUUUUUUUUUUUUUUGCUUCAACUUCGGGAACUCGAGCAAUGAAUGACGAGACCCGUUAAAACUAGCUGCCCAGCCGCGUCGUUAAUCAAUUCGUGCUCGCGCAUUAUAUCGAUCGCUCCUAUGUAAGGUCGAGUUGAAUGGAGAAAUCCCUUCGUGUUACCGGAUGAAUUUUCCGUCUGCUGCGCGCGUAUAUAAAUCGAGGGUGUAGUUGAAAAAAAAAAAAAAAUUUUAUACUGUGCAAGGUAAACUUUUUUCGUACAAGAGAGAGACUCUUUUGCUGAGAAGCGAGCAGCAAUGCUCAAUGCGGUGGGUCGUGAGAAGAAGAAAACGAACGACGACUACGAUGCGUGUACACUUCGCGUUUAUAUAUUAUAUAAAUGCAUUGGGUAAACGACUAGGUACUACCACUACUGUAUUUUUUUUACUUUUUUUUUUGCCUCGGUUCAUCUUUACACCGAAGCUUGUGCUUGCUGCAAUGUGAUUGAGCUGUAAUUACUUGACCAGAGAACCCAAUUGCUAAACGAACUUUUCAGAUUGAAAAACUGAUUGGUUUUUCCUUUUUCAAUGCCGCCCGGGUAAACUUCUCGAGUUUUGAGCGCGAUUACUGCCGCCCGCGUUUUUCCCAUCAGCAUUUUAUCUGUAUAUACUGUACGUUCCACAGAUAGAAAGAACGUGUCGCUGGGGUGGGGCGAAAGUCAAACGAAAGCGAAACAAAAGGAUAUCGAGUAAAAAAUAGAAUUAAUUAAAAAAGAUAAUGUCAUUCCUUGCGCGAGAGCGAGGCGAGGGUUUAUUAAAGUUCGAGAUGAAUGCACGGAAAUUCCAUAGAUGAGCUGCAUUAUAUUCAGUGCGCAAACGUUUUAAUUUUUCAUUCGAAUUAAAACUGAUGGAUAUUGCGCGUGCCUCGCAGCUCGGAUAUGUCAAAAGUCGCUUACAAAAUAAUGAGUUUCGUAUCACUGGGCGCCGCCGCCGCUGCAGCAGGUGCUGCACUUCCUCCUUUUUUUUUAUUUUCGCAUAUUACUUCGUCUGCAUUUUUUAGCUCUCUCGUAUCCUCUCUCAUUUUUGGGCAACUUGCCAAAUUGCAAUUAAUGUACCCUUUGCUUUUGGGGAGGAAGGAUUAUCUCUUGCUUUCGUUAGCAUUAUAGGGCGGCGAGAGUAAAGUGACAUUAAUGAAAGCGAGUGUAUGUAUACGGAAAAUCGGAUUUACAUUCUUUUUCUUUCAUACUCGCGUAUAUAAUUGAAAAAUCAUCAUUUUUGACCGACGAGCUAGCCAGAGCUACGCGGAUUCGAAUGAAAUUCUUCUCGAGCUCCGAUAACGACGGCUUAAUUUACUCGUAAUAUAACAUUCGUUUAUUUUAAAUCUCGCAGGCCGUUUUACUCGUCGCGUUAUAGAGAAAAAGCAAAUUAAAAUUGAAUGUAAAGCCUUUACCUCCUUUUUUGCAAAAAUAAUUAUUUUACAUGAUGAAAGUUUCCAAAUAAAUGUUGAGGUCACCCAUGCUAGUGGCCUCGGAGAAAUACGCAGAGGAAAGAGAGGUUGUCAUUGAAAUAUUAAUCAAUUUAAUGUAUUUUUUAAUAUUUCGA
Molecule: messenger RNA, 4422 nt
Organism: Trichogramma pretiosum
Lineage: Eukaryota; Metazoa; Arthropoda; Insecta; Hymenoptera; Trichogrammatidae
Product: histamine H2 receptor-like
Exons: 4
Coding region: 1-1377 (458 amino acids)
Biological process (GO): G protein-coupled receptor signaling pathway
Cellular component (GO): membrane
Molecular function (GO): G protein-coupled receptor activity
Source: RefSeq, a predicted model, not a curated record